This is a messenger RNA of Cyclocybe aegerita, 759 nucleotides long. NCBI's taxonomy places the organism in Eukaryota, Fungi, Basidiomycota, Agaricomycetes, Agaricales, Hemipholiotaceae. The record is from the annotation of a GenBank genome assembly.
AUGACCACCAAAACUUGUGGGAGGACACUCCACAAGCACUCUUGUUCAGAAACGACCAUCAGCUUACCACCACCCACCUCUUCCUCGACGCCCACCGCACCAAUGGAUCCGUACUCAAAUGCCAACUACCAGAACCAAUACUCUCGGCAGCAGCAAGCUGCCUACGACGUGAAUCCCUACUAUAAACCUUAUCAAGGCCCUUCUUACCCUAUCCCCGGUUCAUCUUCGUCUCACAGUGCGCCAGUUCCUGCCAACGCUUACGAAUACGAUGUUGGUAUUCUGGCUCAGCAGAGCGUGUAUGUUCCUGGUGCUAUGAUCGACAAGCGCGGUGGUGCUGGCGGUAAAUUAGCGAAAGGUGGCAAGCGGGUCACCGUUCUGCGGAAGGGUGGAGGGAAGGUCUGGGAGGACCAAACUCUGCUUGAAUGGAACCCUGCCUGGUUCCGUCUAUUCGUGGGCGAUCUAAGCAACGAUGUAUCCGACGACGUUCUGGCAAAUGCUUUUAACAAGUACUCGUCUUUUCAGAAAGCGAGGGUCAUUCGCGAUCGCCUGAGUCAGAAGGCGAAGUAUGGAUUUGUGGCCUUUUCCGAUCCAGAAGACUUCCUGAAAGCCUGGAAAGAGAUGGAUGGGAAAUAUGUUGGCAACCGCCCGGUGAAGCUGAAGAAAGCUGAUGACAGUGCGAUUCGUCCAGUCGAGAUAGGUCACCGAAAAGCCAAGAAGUUAGAGCAAGACCUCAAGAAGAACAGGCAUAAGCCGUACUAG